AUGAGCGCGGUGAUCCCCUCUGUCAUCAUGGCGCCGUACAUCGCGGGCUUUAACACCUCCUACUUCAUGUUCGAUACGCCGGAGCUGGUGUACGACCCGCACUUCAUCACGGCGUUCUCACUGGAGAACCAGCUCGUGUUCGCGACAGGCUUGAUGGACUUUGGAGCGAAGCUUGACCCGCACCUCGCUACGUUCCUGACGCUCAUUUCCAUAGCGGAGUUGCUCACUAGACAGCCCGAUUCGACUGCAGUGGGUAUUUACCCGUCUCCAGCCCCAAGCUCCUUUACGUAUCGGUCUGAGCAAGAUAUAAUUGUGCGCGACCCUAUUCCUUGGAUUCAAAUUGUCGUAAAGCUAAUUUUCUUGGCGUGGGGGGCUGCAGUUCUCGUGUUGUAUCUGCACAGUAUUUUUCACACACAUUCGUCUACUUUAGUUGGCUGUCUCGCAUCUACUCGACCAUGGUUUUCGCGUCAGAUCUCGUGCUCAACGCUAGUUAUUGACUGCCACGCUCGCGGCGUGGCUUCACCUGAACUUUACGCGUUUGACGCCCUGGAGUCGGCUGCACUGGCUGCUAUUUCGUUUACGCACUGUCCCGAGCUUCGAAUUCCUUCGGCUAUUCAACAGUUCAGCAAUUUACGAGUGUUGCAUGUUUACAACUCGACUGUGAUGGAGUGGUCUAGGGAGGCUGGCGGCAUUUCCCCGCUAGCACACCCUCGAAUGUCAGAGAUUGUGGUCACCCGUUCUUGGUUUCCGUUCGGCUUCCCGCAAGGCCUUUUACAGCCCCUUCCUACCUCCAUGGUCAGUAUUUGCUUUUCAAUCACCGAUCUGGCUGAACUACCGGAUAAUUUGCAUCUGUAUUGGCCUCCGAUGGCGACCGUGGUGUUUGAAUUCGCGGAGCUGACGACAUACCCACCAUCGCUUUUGUCAGUAAAGGCCUUUGCGAUCUCCCUAAGAGGAAACAAACUGGAAACGAUGCCAGAGUUAGCGGGGGUCGCACCUGGUACCGUUUUACCCGUGUUUUCGCUGGAAGGAAACCCGCUGAAAGAGCUGCCGGCCUCGUUAUGGUCAACGAGCAUCUUCUUCGGUCGUCUGAACCUCGAGAAUAGCAACUUGAUCGCAUUACCCGCGUGGACAGACACGCAGGUAUUGGACACCAUGUAUAUGUACAACACACCGUAUUGCAGGGAGAUCGCUGCCGAACACCGUAAGCACAACGUUCAGUGCUCCUUUCACCCUGAAAGGAACCUUUUCGUUGAGCUUCCGUUUCAACUGAUUGACAAGCUGUAUCGGCUCACUUAG
Phytophthora sojae is the source of this 1296-nucleotide messenger RNA. RefSeq lists its product as hypothetical. Lineage: Eukaryota; Oomycota; Peronosporomycetes; Peronosporales; Peronosporaceae. The transcript has a single exon. Bases 1 to 1296 code for a protein of 431 amino acids. The record is from RefSeq and is a predicted model, not a curated record.